UGUUUACAAAUAACACAAAAAAUAUAUACAGACAAAAUUCUUCUUUCUUUUCACAACAUUUCAUGCGUAAAAUACAGUAAUAUUCUGUAAUAUUCUUUGAAAAUGACUCUAUGAAGAGUCGAAACGUCAGAUCUUUUUUUUUUUAAUAAAAUAGAUUUCAGUUUAGUCUAUGGCUGCUGUUAAUUUAAAAAGGAAUAUUCUAAUCAAAUUAUUGGCUCUUAAUCGUUUUAAUGUUUAUUUUACUUUUGCGUCCUGUCACACGUUGUCUCCAUAUCCUUAUUACAGUUAGUUUAAACUUGUUUUGCUUAUUUUUGACUGAUAAUGUGUUUCACAAAACGUCUCUAGUAAACAAUGUUUAAAUCGGUGUCUAUAACUUUAUUAUUUUUUAUAGAAUUUUUUACCAUUUUCUGUAUUUCUAUCUAAAUAAAAACAAUCUUCUGAUCAAGUUUUACGCAUAAAAAUUUUAUCUAAAUUAACUAAAUUUUGAAAGUAUAAAGUUAUCGAGAACAUUUUUCUCUGACUUGUGACAUUUAAAUUAACAUUCAAACUUUAUAUUGUAGAAUUCGGAUAAAAAGAUGUUAAUAUGGUCUUAUAAUCAUCAUUGCUGUUAAUAAUGCAAAACAUCGAUUCAAUUGAAUACACCUUAUUUUUUGUUAUUCCGUCAAAUAUUUUCAAAAUCUAUCCUAUAAUUUGAAGUGUUUGUUUGUCUGUUUGUUCAGCUAUACAAAUCCAAAUGUUUCAUCCCAGAGCAAUCAAAUUUUACAUGGGGUCCACAUUCAUCAAGAGAAAGACGGUAGGCUAUGUGCGACUCCAAAAUCUCCACUCACAGGGGUACCCGGGCAACCAACUCGGGCAACGCAGGGUAAAUUUUCUAGUGAUAUAUAAUUUUACAACCUCAAAUCAAAUGAUUACUCAAAAAUUCAGUUAGACGAUUCCAAAAGUGAUAUAUCCCUAGUGAAUGUACUGAGCUAAGGGUACCUGAAAAAGUACCCUGCUACUAGUAUGUCACAGGAACUUUCGGGUACUGAAGUACCUUAAAGUACUUUUAGGUACGUAUAAGGUACUCGGGCGGG
Molecule: messenger RNA, 1073 nt
Organism: Didymodactylos carnosus
Lineage: Eukaryota; Metazoa; Rotifera; Eurotatoria; Philodinida; Philodinidae
Source: the annotation of a GenBank genome assembly